CAAGGAAACUUUUGCAUCGCAAAUUAUUCACAUGCUUUCAAUGAAAUGUUAUAUUUCAUUUAGUCUAAGGCCGUUAUUGAUGAAUUCGUAUCAGGACGAAAUGCUUUAGCUAAUGAUGAUCUUUUUUUCUUCGUUUCUAUUGAGUGUGUGUGAAUUUUAUUCAGUCGAUUCUGCAAUGUAUAUGCCAAAUGCAGUCAAAGGCAGAUUUAGCUUCAGGAAUUGUAACAACACGCCUGUGCCCCUCAUCUUUGACCAUGUUGACAUUCAACCCGACCCCGUGCAAAUGGACCUUGGCUACGUCAAUCUCAAUAUGAGUGCUACACUCACGAAGAUGAUUGGUUACUGGAACAAAGUCGAUGCCAGUUUGAGCGUACGACUGAAGACAUCGAACGGUGAAACGGAGCUGUGCUAUAUUAUUGGAGGGCAAUGUUACGUAUCGGACCUCUGCUACUUCAUCAAAACAACGCUCAAUAUCCCUACGUGUACUAUUGAACCGUUUCAAGGUAACUUCUUGAAUAGAGCUCGGCAGUUCGAACAUCUGCCGUUUAUAGUGAAGGGACAAUUUACAAUCAAAGCAAACGUCAGAGAAUUAGGGGAGCCAGUGGCAUGUUUAGAAUGGACCAUGUGCUUGAAUGAUUGCAGUUUACUUUGAACAAACAUGAUGAUCAUCUACGUUGAAAGAGAAGUGGCGUCGGAGAAGUUUGCCUAGUUGCACUUAUAUGUUCACACACAUAAGAUUUGUACAACAUUGAUGUAUAAGUUUUGCUUCACCAUACUAAUAAACAGUAUUUGCUAAAACAUUCAAGCAUCGAGUUUACCCUUUUUUAACAAAACUGACUCAUUAUAUUUUUUUUAAAUAAAAGAAAUUGUUACGU
Mya arenaria is the source of this 875-nucleotide messenger RNA. RefSeq lists its product as uncharacterized. The record is from RefSeq and is a predicted model, not a curated record. NCBI's taxonomy places the organism in Eukaryota, Metazoa, Mollusca, Bivalvia, Myida, Myidae. The transcript has 5 exons. The coding region runs from base 113 to 652 and encodes 179 amino acids.